This is a messenger RNA of Fonsecaea multimorphosa CBS 102226, 783 nucleotides long. RefSeq lists its product as uncharacterized. Bases 1 to 783 code for a protein of 260 amino acids. Gene Ontology annotation, biological process: sterol metabolic process. The transcript has a single exon. The record is from RefSeq and is a predicted model, not a curated record. NCBI's taxonomy places the organism in Eukaryota, Fungi, Ascomycota, Eurotiomycetes, Chaetothyriales, Herpotrichiellaceae. Gene Ontology annotation, molecular function: cholestenol delta-isomerase activity. Gene Ontology annotation, cellular component: membrane; endoplasmic reticulum.
AUGGCAUCUGCUGUGCCCAUGGCCACUCCGCCUCCUUUCACCCUCGAUGCUGGCAGCGCCGUCUCCCUCGCCAUCGCCUUCGCACUGAUGCCAUCAGCUCAAAUACUAGCUGCCUUUGCUCUGCCCAAGUCCACACCUCGAAAGCUUUAUUACCUCUUCCUGUGGCACGCCUAUGAUUUCCUCACUCACUCCAUCAUUGAGGCCAGCUUCCUCUACCACUGCUUCUUCUCAUACGAGCAACUGCCGCCGCAAACCGCCGAUGUCUCACAUCCCGCGUCUUGGGGUGGUGAGCCGCAAGCCUACCUGUACAAUCGCCCUGACCGUCGCUAUGGUCCCCUAUACUCUCAAGGUCCCAUGGCCAGACUAUGGCAAGAAUAUGCGAAGGCUGAUCGAAGAUGGGGAGGUGCAGACCUGAACGUCAUAUCGCUGGAGAUCCUCACUGUUGGCCUGGCUGGUCCGGCUGCUUUGUAUAUCUGUUAUCUGAUCUCCAAGGUUGCGAACACCACGGAUGAAGGUAUGAAAAAUCGAUAUCAAUCCCGACUCUGGUUCACAGCAAUCAUGCUCGCAACCGGAGAGCUAUAUGGGGGUUUUAUGACGUUCGCACCUGAGUGGUUAAGCGGCAACACCGCCCUAGCCGGCGACGACCCCGUCUAUCUCUGGCUUUAUUUGGUCUUUUUCAAUGUAUUGUGGGUCUUCAUACCUUUCUGGAUUCUAUAUUCAGGCUUUCAAGAGAUCUCCACAGCCUUUGCGAUGAAAAGCUCAUCCGUUAGGAAGACAAAAUGA